Messenger RNA from Nymphaea colorata (pocket water lily), 1984 nucleotides. RefSeq lists its product as uncharacterized. The transcript is spliced from 15 exons. The record is from RefSeq and is a predicted model, not a curated record. Bases 606 to 1817 code for a protein of 403 amino acids. Lineage: Eukaryota; Viridiplantae; Streptophyta; Magnoliopsida; Nymphaeales; Nymphaeaceae.
CCGUCUGAGUUUUUGGUUCUUCCGAUUUUCUUUUAAUGCUCAAUUUUCUUGAUGGUCCCGGGAUUUAUGAUCCGAGGAUCUUAGAUCCGGGUAUCUUAAAAACCGCGGUUAUGAAAAGCAGCGUUUGGUUAUCAAUUUUAUGUUUUCUCUCCCGCUCUCUUUCUCUCUCUCUUGCCAUGACCGCCGUGGUUGUCGGGCUCUCUUCUUCCCAGUCAACAGCGAUGAAGACGGCGAAGAACUGAUACGACGACGGCGUCACCUCCGACGUCGACCGCCCAAAACGUUCAGGCCUCUUCCCUUCGCGUGACGAACCUCCUGGAGAAGAUCCGUGCGAUUUCCCGGCCGCCUAUAUAUUUCCUGCACAAACUCCGGCGUCGUCUUCAAAAGCUCGCUGGCGGUGUCUCCAACGGUUUCCGGCGCCCGAAUUGUGCAGGCGGCUUCGCCUGAGCCGUACGAUCAAUCUGGAUCUCAAGUUGACUUGCUGUGCAUAUUAAUACUGUAAAUUUCGUCACCAUUGAUUAGUGAUGAGACCUAAUGUUGAAGAAUGUGGGACGGGUUUGAAUUGAUCACUAGACUCCUACUUUGUGACUUGAGGGUCGGACAACAUGAGCAAGAUGGGUAAUGGUGGCCGUAGCAGCAUAAUCAGAAAACCGAAUGAGACGAUGAGACUCAUCAUUACAAGUUUGUUUGGAGUUGUGUUUGGCUUUCUAAUAGGAAUUUCUUUCCCUACAGUUUCUUUGACAAAGUUUAACUUUCCAUCUAGCCUUUUGCCUUCCAUUGACCUUUCUUACAUUGAGGAACGAAACUCUGGAUUAACCACACAGACAUUGUUAAAUCAUGCUUGGACAUCUCAAAAUCGUACUAUCCACGUCAUGAAUGAUACUUCGAAGAUUUAUGUUCCAUCAAAUCCACGUGGCGCAGAGACUCUUCCCCCUGGCAUUGUUGUCUCUGAAUCAGACCUUUAUUUACGCAGAUUGUGGGGUAAGCCCAGUGAGGAUCUACAGACAAAACCAAAGUACUUGGUGACCUUUACUGUUGGUUAUGAGCAAAAGGCCAAUAUAGAUGCUUGCGUGAAAAAGUUCUCAGAAAAUUUUACCAUUCUACUCUUCCAUUAUGAUGGGCGAACUAGUGAAUGGGAGGAGUUUGAGUGGUCAAGGCGGGCAAUUCAUGUUAGUGCUAGAAAACAAACUAAAUGGUGGUAUGCAAAAAGAUUUUUGCAUCCAGACAUUGUGGCAGCAUAUGACUACAUAUUUAUUUGGGAUGAAGAUUUGGGGGUUGAGCACUUCAAUGCUGAAAGAUACAUAGAACUUGUAAGAAAGCAUGGACUUGAGAUAUCACAGCCUGGACUAGAACCAAACAAAGGGUUGACAUGGCAAAUGACCAAAAGAAGAGGUGACCGUGAAGUUCACAAAGUAACGGAAGAGCGGCCUGGUUGGUGCAGUGAUCCACAUUUGCCACCAUGUGCAGCGUUUGUGGAAAUAAUGGCACCUGUCUUUUCUCGAGAUGCAUGGCGAUGCGUGUGGCACAUGAUUCAGAAUGAUUUGGUUCAUGGAUGGGGUCUAGAUUUCGCUCUUAGAAAAUGCGUCCAUCCUGCACAUGAGAAAAUAGGAGUCGUGGAUUCCCAGUGGAUUGUACAUCAGGUCGUUCCAUCUCUUGGGAAUCAGGGCCAAGCAAAGAAUGGAAAAGCAGCAUGGGAAGGGGUUAGAGAGAGAUGUAGAAGCGAGUGGACAAUGUUCCAGGGUCGGAUGGCGGAAGCAGAGAAGGAGUAUUUUACGGCGAUGGGGUUGCCUCAGCCCAAUUCUUCGACAGCAAGCUAGAGUAGUUCGUGUCGUGAGCCGAGUAUAGCAUUGGUCAUUGCUGUCUUAGCAAUUUCGACUAAUAAGUUGAAAGUUUUUUGCUUUAUUUCCUCUGUGUAAUAUAUUCUUUUUCGGCAUAAUGUCAUUGUAGAAUUUAAAAAAAAUGGAAUCGUUGCUAGAGUCGAGAA